Octopus bimaculoides (California two-spot octopus) is the source of this 1768-nucleotide messenger RNA. RefSeq names its product cilia- and flagella-associated protein 263. Lineage: Eukaryota; Metazoa; Mollusca; Cephalopoda; Octopoda; Octopodidae. The record is from RefSeq and is a predicted model, not a curated record. Gene Ontology annotation, cellular component: ciliary basal body; axoneme. Gene Ontology annotation, biological process: cilium assembly.
AGGGUGUAGCUUUAUGUCGCCAUAGAAACAGCAAGAUGGUGGACCGUUCGGAGACGUAUAGUUGUAGCACGGCCACAACAAACGAAGCGGGUGAUGAGCGUCUUCUUGAAAUGAAUAACGAGCAGUUGGAGAAUUUAGUGAAAGAUCUAGAAGAAAAAAAUGUUGUGCUUGAAAUUGAAACCAAAAUGUUUGAAGAUUUUUAUGAAAAGCAAGACCUCAAUUCGGUGAUGUUAAACGCAUCAAAUAACACAUCUUCAUUUGGAUCAACUGGAGAGAUUUCUCGACCAAUUGGCAGAAAACGAAGCAAAGUUCGUAACACAAUUGAUCGUACACUACGCUUAACGACAAACCAAAAAUGUGACAUUGCACAGAAGACUGUUGAAAAACUGAAAACUGAAAUAAAGAAAUCUACAGAUGAAGCUGAAAAAGUGGUCGAUACGUAUAAAGCAACAAGUGAACAAUAUGAAUUAGAACUUAGUGAUUUAAAGAAAGAAAGAAUGGAGUUUGAACGUGAUAUUGUCAAAGGAGCGAGGAAUCCAGACAGUAAGAAAACAACAGCAGAACGAGUUAUUCGAUAUUUUGAAGACCGAUUCAGAGCAAAGGAUGCUCUCAUUGAAAAAUUCCGUCUGAAAAUCUCAACUCAGAGAACGCAGAUGAAAAAGCUCCUUCUUCAACUCAAGCAGAAAGAAGAAAUGGGUGAAGUGUUGCAUGCUGUUGAUUUUAAUCAGUUGAAGAUUGAGAACCAACAAUAUAUGGAAAAAAUUGAAGAGCGAAACCAUGACCUCCUCCAUCUAAAACAAGAAGCUGGGAAAACUCAACAAGCUCUAAAUUCAAUCAAAAAAAAGCUUCAAGAAUUGGUGACAGAAUCAAAGAAACUGGAAACAGAAAUCAAGAUCCAAGAAGAUCUUCAAGCUAGGAUUGAUGCCGAAUUCGAGCAGGUCACAGAACAAAAACUACAAGCAGGGAAGACAAACGAAAAUCUAAAGGAACAUUUAUCGGACUAUCAGGUUCCAGCUGUCAUGGAUUUCGUCACCGAGUCUGCUAAACUGAGAGAACUGCAGAAAAUGAAGAAAACUUGGCAGAGAAAAGUUGAAAUUAUUAAAAUAAGUUACAAUUCUCACCAAAAGAAAUGGCUGGUACUGAAGAAAUUCUCUGAAGAAAUUCAAAGAUGAAGAGAACCAGGACAAUUCUUUCAUAUAACCAAAUGGACAUAACAGACUUUCUAAGUGUGUUUGUGUAUGAGUGCCAAAUUGUGGCAUUUUAAUAGAGUGUGCAUAAUUAUUAUAUCAUCAGCUUCAGAAACAUAUGUAACAAGCGUUUUACCUGUUCCAUUCCCUCAAUAUUACGAUGGACAGCUUACAAAUUUUGCUUAAGAAUUUAUUGAAAUUCUAUGAAUGGUUGCGAACAUGAGGUUGUCAGUUUGCUUACUCUGGCAGACUAAUUAAUUGCCAGUAUUUGUAAUUAUUUCUUAUUAAUUAUUAUGUAUUGAAGAGCUGUGUGUUGAAGAAUCGGUGGAGGGAGGGAUGAGAUUUCUUAUGAUGCUGUAUGUCACAAUGGCACCCUCUGUGAGGGGUUGAGGAUCCGAGAAAGGAAAGGAAGAAGGAGUGAGUUCAUAUCCCUAAUUAGGAUGUGGUCUUUUCAUACGUUUCACUCUGAAAAAAAACGUUAAAGGCAAUUUAGCUGUUGAUUUUAGUACAUCUACACCAUUGGGAUAUUUUAAAAAACUUUUUCCUAUUACUCAAACGAAAAAUAAAUAAAUCUAAAACUU